Aspergillus steynii IBT 23096 is the source of this 798-nucleotide messenger RNA. RefSeq names its product negative cofactor 2 transcription regulator complex subunit NCB2 (gene nctB). Gene Ontology annotation, molecular function: protein heterodimerization activity; TBP-class protein binding; general transcription initiation factor activity. The coding region runs from base 130 to 558 and encodes 142 amino acids. Gene Ontology annotation, biological process: negative regulation of transcription by RNA polymerase II; positive regulation of transcription by RNA polymerase II; RNA polymerase II preinitiation complex assembly. The transcript has 4 exons. Lineage: Eukaryota; Fungi; Ascomycota; Eurotiomycetes; Eurotiales; Aspergillaceae. Gene Ontology annotation, cellular component: negative cofactor 2 complex. The record is from RefSeq and is a predicted model, not a curated record.
GGCAAGUUCAUUCUUAUAAGGGAUCAAAAGCGCCCGGCUUACUCCCAGAUCUUCCAAGAAACUUCCUCUGACAGAAACCCCGCGUCUUUCUAUGCGCUUUCUUUAAAAUUCCCACUCCCCUUUCUCACCAUGUCGGAUCGCGAGUUCAGUUCGAACGAUGACCUGUCGCUUCCUAAAGCUACGGUCCAGAAAAUCAUCACCGAGAUCCUCCCCCCAUCGUCCGGCCAGACAUUCUCCAAGGAUGCACGCGACUUGCUUAUGGAAUGCUGCGUUGAAUUCAUCACCCUGAUCUCCUCCGAGGCCAACGACAUCAGCGAGAAGGAGGCCAAGAAAACAAUCGCCUGCGAGCAUGUGGAGCGGGCUCUACGCGAUCUCGGCUUUAGCGAUUACAUUCAGGAUGUGCUCGCUGUGGCAGAGGAGCACAAGGAGCAGCUGAAGUCUCGAGAAAAGAAGCAGAGCAAGAUGGAGCAGAGCGGAUUGUCCGAAGAGGAGCUUUUGCGACAGCAACAGGAACUGUUCCGCUCCGCGACCGAGAAAUACCACGCCGCCCCUGAAUAAAUGCCCUGGGAUUUACACAUACGUGGAGUUCAUGCCGUUUUGCUCGUGCUGGUCAUAGAGGGAAUUGGUUCUGGAGUUAAUGUUGCCUGAUUUUUUUGUCUUUGAAAGAAAGAAAAGUCCUCGGAGUUCAGGUGGCUGGGGAUUCAAUCCAUAGCUUGUUGACAGGUGGGCGGGUUCUUUUAUUCUUGCGCUUUGUGUUCUGUGUUGUUUAGUACAGCAGUUGAAUUGAUACCUUUUUUC